Molecule: messenger RNA, 1248 nt
Organism: Fusarium odoratissimum NRRL 54006
Lineage: Eukaryota; Fungi; Ascomycota; Sordariomycetes; Hypocreales; Nectriaceae
Exons: 1
Coding region: 1-1248 (415 amino acids)
Source: RefSeq, a predicted model, not a curated record
AUGCGGGCUGUGCAAGUAUUGUCUCUUCUUUCUAUGGCUUCUUCGGCCUUGUCUGCUGAGGAACCAACCGUCAAUCCUUACGUCAACCAAGCCCAUAUCGGAACUUUCAAUAUCUCUAGCCUCAAUAGCAGUGAUCCCCGCAACUCUGCGUUCCUCACUCGUCAGGAGGGAGAGUUGUUGCCAAAUCGCACUACUCAGGUUCGCCAUGGCUCCAAGCUGCGACAACUGGCCAAGGGCAAGGGGAAGGAGAUCGAAUUCACCACAAAGGCCAACGGUUCUCUCCAUAGCGUGGACUCCUUCAUGUACCACUUCGGUAUCUCUGGUGUCAUGAUCGUCAAAGACGGUGCUGUCAGGCUGGAGAGAUACCAGUAUGGAAAUGCUCCAUCUUUCAAGAACGUGGUCCAGUCGGUCACCAAGUCUUUCGUAAGCACAGCUCUGGCAGUGGCCAUUCGCAAGGGUAUCGUCCGUCUGGACGACAAGGCAUCCAAGUACAUCCCAGAGCUUGCAAGAGCUCCCUAUGGGGCCGUGUCUCUCAGAGAUCUUUCCGACAUGACAGCAGGUGUUGCCGAGCCAAGCGGGCCGAGUGCUCCAGAUCUCUUCGCCGACGUCUACUGGCGAACUGAUCCACACGCUGUCACUGACUACCUGAAAAACUACACCAAGGUCGCUGAGCCUGGCAAGGUGUUCCAAUAUUACGACACGAACUACUACGUCAUUACGCUGGCCCUGCAGCGCGCCAUCGGGGAGCCCGUCCAAGACUGGAUUGCCAAAUACAUCUGGGACCCAGCAGGCAUGAAUUAUGAUGGCUAUAUGCGAACAACAGCCGCACACCAAGUCGAUGGCCAUGGAGGCUUUGCCAUGACUCUGCAGGAUAUGGCCCGCUUCGGCCUUUUCGUUCUGGACAAUUUCAAUGAUCGAGGGGGUCCCGCCGUUCCAAACGGCUGGUUCGACGCUAUCGGUGCCGCUAAUACAAGCAAGGGCGUCCGUGCUCCGGGUGCCAUCGCCGUCGUCCCAGCCUCGGGGUAUCAGACUGGCUGGUGGACGAUGCCGCGCGGAGGCAAGGAGUACCAGCUCGGCGAUGAUUGUGGCUUCGCGGCGCUUGGAACGUAUGAUCAGGCCAUCUAUGUCAUACCCAAGAUGAACAUGACCGUCGCCCUGCAAUCUAGCUUCCCGGUGCAUUAUCCUGAUCUUUUCCUUUAUGGACAGAAGUUUGUUACUGCGGCAAGUUUGGCUCUUAAGAAGAAGUAG